AUGACACCUGUAUAUAAUCUGUCAAACAAAGAGUUUAAUCCAUACCAUUUAUCAGUUCUCAAUAAGGGACGCACAUUUAUUCUGGUGUGCAAACCAGACCCUUUCCAAGUUGAAAUAGAAAUGUAUAAACUCAAGAGAAUUUUAUAUACUAAUGAAAUCAGAAAGAAUACUAUUAAGAAGCCACAGGAUCAUCAGUUUGUAUCUAGAAGCAAGAAGGAGAUUUACAGCAAUAACAGCUUGAUAAAAUCUUUCACGCAGGCGGUGCAUAAAGACGCAUUACAACUCUCCAAAAGACCACCCAAACACAGAUACAAUCUAUUGAAAGAAGAAAAAUCAGCAUUGGUUGACCUAAUGCGAAAUCCUUCGAUUGUCAUCCGGCCGACUGACAAAGGUGGUGCAAUAGUGAUUCAGACAUAUACAAAAUAUAAAUUUGAGAUCCUCAGUCAGCUGAACGAUGAAUAA
Pelobates cultripes (western spadefoot toad) is the source of this 462-nucleotide messenger RNA. The record is from the annotation of a GenBank genome assembly. Lineage: Eukaryota; Metazoa; Chordata; Amphibia; Anura; Pelobatidae.